CACGACUACCAAGGAGGGUUUUUAUCUAGUCUUAAGCUGCUAAAGCUUUCCUGUAGAUCAAUUUUCCUCCAGUAGAACUGGCAAAAAUGAAUUCAGAAAUUAUUUUGUCUCGGCCAUAUUAUGACACCAGAGCUGCUGCUCAGGGAGUCCAGGAAAAAAUUUCUCCUCUGGAGUCAAACAACUUGCAGCUUUCCUCAGACUUAGCCACUGUUGGUUACCAAAUCAUCCUUGAACAAGCCGGUACCAACUGCCACAAAUCCCAGAAUAUUCAGCAGGAGUCCAGGACUUUAUGCCAGGAAACUACGGCUGAUGCUUUCAAGACCCAGGCUGAAAGAACACGUCUUCUUGGAGAAAGACUCCAAGAGAUCCACUACUGGAAGUCUGAGCUGCAGCGGCACAUCGAGAACCUGCAGGCCAACACAGAUUCACUGCUUAUCCUAAAGAGGCGGCUGGAGAGGGCACUGGAUGCUACUGAGGUUCCUUAUGCCAUCGUCACUGAUAAUUUGACCUGCAGAGCAAGAAGACUUGGAGCAGCCUUGGUCAGAGACACAGUGGAAGAUGAACUGCUCAAGGAGGUGGAAUUGAUCAAGAGCAUUCAGGCUCUUCUGAAGAAAACUGCAGCUCAGGUUGUUGCUCAGAUCAAGAGGAACAGAUCCGCACAGCAAACACUGGAGAUGGAUUGGUCUGAUAAAUAUCAGGCCUAUAACUUUGACGACACCAGUGGAAGACAUAGUAACAUGAGUCCAGAUACACAGAAUCACCAAAGCUCAGCCACCAUGCAGAAGCAGGUGUCUAACCCCUCAUCAUGGACAAAGUUUACUCAAGACAACCUGUCUCAGGCCUUGCAGGAGGAACAGGCCACCAACAGUCUAAGAAUGCUUGUGGAGCAAAUGCUGCAGGACACCACUGAGGAUCUGAGCGUUCAAUGCUCCAAUGUGGAUCGAGCCUUUAGCCUGCACUGCGAUGAACUAAUUGAGGCCAAGACCCAGCUGGAGAUGAAGCUAACUCAGAUAUUGGCGCAGAUUGGGGGUCAGGAGAGGAACAUUGAAGCUCUCCAGCAGGCCAUCCACAACAAAGAGGCACCACUGAGAGUGGUUCAGUCCAGACUUUAUCUGCGCUCUCUCAGACCAGCCAUGGAACUCUGCAGGGAUCAAGCCCAGCUCAGUUUGGAAGGAGAAGUGAGGCUGAUUGAUGCUACCUUGGAGUCUCUGAAGAAGAAACUGAGUGAAGCCAGAGGUUCUCUCUCCCAUCUGGAAGAGUCAAGGAUGGCUCUUCAAAAGGACAUCAACUGUAAAAUAAAUUUGCUGUUUAUUGAUAGGGAAAAGUGCAUGACUCACCGUAAACGAUACCCAUCUAUCUCAGCACUAUCAGGAUACUGAACAUAACUGCUAUUACUUGCAGAUCGUUCCUCCACUUUGCUACAUGUUGUUAUCAUGGUAGUGAAGUACAAAAUACAGUCUUCCAGAAGAGAUGUUUUUCUUUACAUGAAUUAUUAACCUUUAUCUUCUUUCUAAGUCAGGAUUUAUAUUUAAUCACUGGCCAAAGCAGAACAGAAAGUCUACCUUAUAGCAUCAUCCAGUACAUUUUGCAUCGCGCAGUUAUUUAAACUUUAAUGACAAACAGCCUUAAUUACCAAUUUUUUUUUAAAGUAGCCAGAGAAGAAAUUAUUUUAGGUAUUUUGUUAUGAAAAAGUUUACCUUACGCAGUAGAGGCUUUUGCAAGUCACUUUAUUGACAUUAGUUAGCAGCGAGGUAUCUUGCUAACGUGUAGCUUAGGUGAAAAUUAAAUCUGGAAGACUUUUCUCUGCCUCACCUGAACAAACCGGCUGAUAUCCUUCAAUCAAGCUUCAGCCAAUCAACUUGAUGCUGCACCUCCUCUGAGACCAAUCAUCUUUCUAGAUCUCCUUUAUUUACCUUCAGGCCAAGACUCCCUCUUCCCACCUCUGUCACUCUCAGGCUGUUCUCAGUCCCACUUAUCCUCUGGCUGAUCCACUACCAGUGUCCAAGCCCUGUGGGGGAAGACUAUUCUAAUCUUUUUCCUAGGUCCUCAUUCAAGCAAAUGUCAGUGCAGAACAACAAAGUCUUCUCCUGGGACCAGAGCAUCUAAAGGAUUUAUUUCAUUCAUAUAAUUAAAAAUGUUGUAAGAUGUGAAAUAUAAAAAAUAAAAAUAUUAAAAUGUAAAAA
Molecule: messenger RNA, 2183 nt
Organism: Cyprinodon tularosa
Lineage: Eukaryota; Metazoa; Chordata; Actinopteri; Cyprinodontiformes; Cyprinodontidae
Gene: tekt4
Product: tektin 4
Exons: 7
Coding region: 87-1379 (430 amino acids)
Biological process (GO): cilium assembly; cilium movement involved in cell motility
Cellular component (GO): nucleus; microtubule cytoskeleton; sperm flagellum
Source: RefSeq, a predicted model, not a curated record